Molecule: messenger RNA, 9606 nt
Organism: Equus quagga
Lineage: Eukaryota; Metazoa; Chordata; Mammalia; Perissodactyla; Equidae
Gene: TACC2
Product: transforming acidic coiled-coil containing protein 2
Exons: 27
Coding region: 149-9124 (2991 amino acids)
Biological process (GO): mitotic spindle organization; cell population proliferation; cerebral cortex development
Cellular component (GO): cytoplasm
Source: RefSeq, a predicted model, not a curated record
CGGGGGAAGACAGAGCGCGGGCGGAGAGCAGUGCUGAAAAGGCAGAACCUCAGGAAGAGAGGGCCUCUGCCCCCUCUGCUCCUCGUGCUAGGAGGAUACUGGUCGCCUCUGAUAAAAUCCUGAGGGACGCUGGGCACCCUGAGUCACCAUGGGCAAUGAGAACAGCACUUCGGACAACCAGCAAGAGGACUCCGGCUUGCGUAACAUCAUCCUGUGGCCACCGAACCCUGAACUCCCGCAGGAAACGAGCCGCUGCACCCCGAAGGGUGACUGCCAGAGGCCUUCGUCUGCUCAGAGUCCAAGAUCCGUGCAGCCACCUGGGAACAGUCCAAACAUAAAGGGGAAGCCAGAGGAGAAGCCCAGAAGCACUGAGCGUGGGGCCUUGCCCAGCGUCGGGCAUGGAGGCUCCUGCUCUGCUUCUGAGGGUGCUGCCAGCCUGGACCCGUGCAUUGUGUCCCCAGAGGUGACUGAGCCGAAGAAGCGCCCACAGGACGCCAGGGGCCCAGAAGGUUCUCCACUGCCCAGCCCACCCACGCCCAGGGAGCAGGAGCGCCCCUCGGCUGCUAUGCCCUUUGCCGAGGGCCCCCCAGAAGUUUGCUUGGCAAGCCCAGCAGCGGCAACCGAAGAUUGGCCUCUUGGUCAACAUCCUGGGAGGGAACCUUCCCCAAAUACCCCAGGGGACACCCUGGCAGCGUUUGUCACUGAGGUGGACAGCCUUACUCAGCGCAGUGCAGUUGCCAUUGUCCCCAGUGCCGGGAGAGAGAAAGAGCUGAAGGAGGAGGGACAUAUAGUAUCUUCCUCCAGGUGCAUUGACCAGUUGCCAGGAAUUUCACCAUCACCUCCUACAGAGCCAAUGAAGGGAGAGCCAUGUGGAGAGGAUGGCCGGCCUGGUGGUUUCAAGUCCCAAGGGAAAGAGGCUGCAGGUGGUUUUUCCCACACAGAGUCAGGGCAGGGGGUGGCUUCUGUACAAGUGGCCCCCACAGCCCCUACUGCAGCACAGUUAGACAAGGAGAGCUCAGCUGGUCUGGAGGAGUGCCUCCCAAAUCCGGAGACCCUGACCCCAAAAGACCCGGCCCCCAGAGUCUCAGACAGAGAGAAGCGCCAAGUGGAGGUGGCACCUCAGGAUUCAGUGGAUGGCCUGGGAUUCCUUGGGGUCUGCCAGCCCAUGCAGAGCAGAGAUUCAGGGGCUGCCCAAGAAGCCGAAGCUAGUGCUGCUUCCUGGGAAAGCUGCCAGCAACAAAUGGGAGCACAUCUGCCACAUGCAGAGCUGCCCUGGGAUUCUCUGAGUCCUGCCCUGGCACCAGGGGCUAGGGGCUCUGGGAAGGAGAACAUGGAUGCUGGUGAAGCUCAGGGUCACUCGCAGACAGGGACGCCAGGAACCGAGCCCAGUAAAGCUGUCUGUGCAGCAGCAGGCGACCAACCUGAAGAGGGGUUAGUUGUGAGCACCGAGCCUUCCCCCCAUGUGCCUAUGGAGGAAGCGCAUCCAGCUUCAAGCCUCACUUCACCGCCAGCUGCUCAGGCCUCUGUUGCUGUGGAGGAACCCAGCUGGUUGACCAGGGAGAUGAGUUCCGGGGCUGAGAUGCCAGUUCUUACAGAUCCAGCCAAAGAGCUGGCAGAUGAAGGGUUGGGGGGACAGGAGAAGCGCAUGUCAGAUCUCGGAGGUGAGGGAGAGGGUGCAGAAGGGAGCCCCAGAGAGCUUCCUGUGUCUUUGUCCCAGGAGGAGAGGGGAGAGCUCUCAACUGAGGAGCAAGGCCAUGAAGUCCAACAAGGGCUGCUGCCCACUCCCCCUCCCAGUGCAUCAGAUGAAAGUGCCAGAAAGUCACUGGAGCCAAAGGAGGAAGCCCGGGCCCCGGAAAGCCCAGCUGUGGCUAAGGAGGAAAGCAGCGUGCCUGGGGCCGACCUUAGAGGACAGGAAGGAGCCCCAGAGCCAUGUGACAAUGCAUAUCCUGGGAACCUGUGGGAAGAGCAACCCCAGGCCUUUGGCUGCAAGCCUAACCCAGAGAUGGAGAAAGACGAGGUUUCAAAGCUAACCAGUGAUGUGGAGAGCAAAGUCCCUCCCAGCACGGACUCGGUACAGCCACUCAGAAAGGACGGUCCCGGGUAUGCGGACAGGCCUGGCUCUCCAUCAGAAGACGCAGCUUGGAGCUCAGUGGCCUGUGGGAUGAUGGGAGAAGCCUGUGUGGUCCAUGCAUCUGGCUCACUGCACAAGCCCGGUGAGCAGGAUCCUGCCCUGCCCCCUGAUCUGGAUGGAGCCAGUGAACACAUUCUUCCCGAAGGAGGCGUCUGGGAGGGGCCAGGAUUGCAGACCAAAUGUCCUGACACGCUUCAGGAUGUGGGGGGUUUGGGAAGAAUGGACUCUGUUCCUGUUUUAGAAUCUGAGAAGUCGGAUUUCCUGUCAACUCCUGCUGCAGAGGUGGUCCCCGAAGCCCAGGAAGUGGUGAGCACAUCUGAAAUAAAGACGAGGAGCCGCCCAGCCACACCGAAGCCCGGCAGCUGUGAUGGAGAGAGCUUGUUGACGUCCCUGGACCAGUCUUGUGGGCUGGGGCGUGAUGCACCUGGACAGGAAGACCAUGCUGAUGGGCCACAUCCCCCCGAGGAGAACUUCGCAGUGGACUGCGGGCUCACGACGCUCAGCCUGGAGCAAGACAGGGAGGGAAACCCGUCCUGCCCCGGGGACAGCUGGACACAAGUAGCUGCAUCCGAGGGGCCCUCACUGUCUUCUGAGAACUGUCUGCAGCCAUCCCAAUUGGACCCAGAAGCAUCUGCCUUUGAUGUGCUCAGGGAGAAAGCCCAAGCGUGUGAAAAUGGGAAAGAGACUUCUCCAGGUGAUCCAGGUUUUCAGAGCCCGGGUGCAGACUCUCCCCAAAUCCAUGUGCCUGUGGAACCUCAGGAGGCUGUGAGUUUCUCCACUCAUGGAGGAAAGGAACCAGCUUCCAGAUCAGAACUUCAAAGUGAGCUCCUCAAAGGCAGUAUGCCUAAUGCUCCAAGUUCAGCUCCCAAGGACCCAGUUCCGGAGAGUCCGGCGACAGGGCAGUCGGAGUUGUCAGCACCAAUAGGACCAGAGAUACCUGCACUAGGGGAGAAUGGGCAAGAGGGAGCAGGCAGUGGCAGUCUGCUCUCCAGGGUCUCAUCUCCUGCAGCAGACACCUUAAAAGACUCUUCUCUUGCAGGUAGCUUGAGCAGAAAGGAAAGUUGCUGUGCUGGGCAGGGGCCGAACGAGUCCCAACAGGAGCUGGUUGAUAUGAUGGAAGCCAGCAGCCAGCAUGAAGAAGCUUGUCGCAGGGACACAGGCAUUUCUGAAGCAGCUGACUCUUGGCCCCUGCUCCAGGGCUUGGGAAAGACUGAGAAGGCAAGUAGGAACACAGUGGGGACCCCGCCUUGUCCGCCUGACUCAGUAGCUUUCCCGGAUGCAGCUCACUGCCCACCAGCCCCAGUGUUCCCCUGUCCAAGAGUCACACCCGCCCAGGAUGCCCCAGAGAGAGAAGCAUGUGAUGCAACCCAGGAAGGCAGGCAGCAACCAGUGCCGGCCCCGCAGAAGGAAAUGGAGCAUCCCACCGCCUCAGAUGCGAAGGCGCAAAAGCUUCUUGGAAGUUUCCCAUCAGCUGAGGAGCAGGGUGUGGAAGGUGAGGCUGCUAAGACUGGUAAGAACGACAAUGAAGGAGAUCCGGGGAUGCAGCGGGCUCUGGAGGAGCCAGGAGGAGCUGCUCUGAGUGGUGGCUUCCUUCAGACUGAGCAGUGCCCCUCCUCUGGGAAGGAAUCUUCUACCGCUGCCCUAGGUGAGCCCAGCCAAGAUGAGCAGCCCUCGGCCAGCUGCCAGGAUGCUUUACUGCCAGCCGGAGAGCUGGGUGGGAUUCCCAGCGCCACAGUGGACAUUUCUGCACCCCAGGUCAUCCUCGACCCGAAGAGGCUCCUGCCAUCUGGGCCACCAGAAGAAGCUGCUCCUGACACUCCUUACCUGCAUAUCGAUGGUGCUGCUAGGAAAGGGCCAGAAGACAGUGGGGUGAAAGCUGUUUCCUCUCAAGACCCCAGGGCUCCUGGUGAAAGCCCUUGUCCCACAGGGGAGCCCCUGCUCGCCUUGGAAAAUGUCGCCUCCCUGAAGCUGUCUGCUGGCUCCCUUUCCUCCCUCUCACAACCAGGAGCUGCAGGUGGGGAAACCUCUGUGGUGCAAGCCAGCAGCGGAAGUCCCAAAGCUGGAAACGUUGAGGGACCUGUGGACUCUGUGCCCUACCUGGAGAGGAUGCCGCUUCUGGCCAAGGGUAAGCAGACAACGGGAGAGGAGAAAGCAGCAAGUGAUCCCGGUGCGGGUGCCAGGCCCAGUGAGAUUCCAGCGUGCCCUGCCAGUGGGGAAGGCAUGGCAGGCGAUGCAGCAGGGGAGACAGAGAACAGCAGGGAGAGGAUGGUAGAACCUUCCGAAGAUCCGAGGAGGGGUGUGUCAGUUGGUGUAGACUCAAGCUGCAGGCAGACCAGCAUGAUCGCUGGGUUCUCUGACUUCAGGCAGCACAUCACCAAGAUCUUUGAGAAGUCUGUGCUGGGAACCCUGACCGCUGAUCGGCCCCAGAGCACACCAGGAGGAAAGGCAGGAGCUGGGAGGAGCGUGGCGGGCAAGGACCUCGCUGUGCCGUUGAGCCCGGAGAAGCUUCCAGAUGGGAUUCAAGCAACGGCUGUUGCUCCUCUCCCCACCCCUCCUGCUGGACUCCGGGUGGACUCAAAGGAGAAGAAGCAAGAGUUGGCUGUAGAGGCUGAGAUUUCCCAUCUGGUUCCCCAGGGUCCAGCUCCAGAAAAGCUGCCAGGGCAGGGGGUGCUGGCUGCGGAGCAGAACCUGCCAGGUGCCAGGGUGGGGGUGGCCAUGACUGGUGUCCCACAGGUGCAGAAGGAAAGCGAGAAACCAGAGGGGGCUGGGGAAGCUGGGCAGGGAGGCCAGGCCCACUCACAGCAGGGAAGCGGCCGGCAGGAAUCAGCUUUGGGUCCUUGCUCACAGGUAGUUUCUCAGGAGAUCCCUGAGGAGAAGGCUGCUGACUUGCAGGGGGCUCCCAAGAGCCAUGGAGAAGGGGACUCGGCUCAAGACAACAGAAUUCCUUCUGGAGAACAGCACCAGGAAACAUCCACCAGUGACAGUCAACCCAGAGAUGGUGCCGGGGGCUUUGCUCACACAGGGGCUGCGGGUGACAUGCCAGGGUCCACCUCUGCCCUGGGAGCAUCUGCUCCCCAUGGGGAUACUCCGACUGUGGCCCAGGCCAUCAGUGAGGCCUGGACCCCCAGCACACUGGGAGAUGAGAAGACGCAUGUUGGUGCUGCCUGGAUCUUGGAAACACAAAAUUCCCUGGGCAACCAGAGCACCCCUGAGCCACCCACUGGAGAAGUGGCGGACACUCCCCUGGAGCCCAGCUCAGUGGCAGGAGCUGCUGGGGAAGCAGAGGGUGACGUCACUUUGAGCACAGCUGAGACCGGAGCACGUGUGUCUGGUGACCUGCCUGAAACAGGUACUACCAGAGUGUUCUCUGGUGAAGCUCGUGCCUUGGGGCUGCCAGGGAGCCGUGGGGACCCAGGCUGCUCUGACGGGGCUCUGGGGAUGGAGGCUGCAGCCGCCCUGUGCGGGGACAGCCCAGCCGGGCACCAGCAGGCUGAGGAGCAGCCCGGGCCUGAGCUUCCCGAUCCUGCUGCAGAUGGGAGAGUGCGUGUCUCCUCACCUCCAGAACCUGACGAAACUCGGGACCUGAAGCUGCAAAACCUGGCUCCAGAAGCGCUCCAUGAUAAAAGGUCCUCGCCCAGACCGGGCCCAGGCUUAAUCCCUCCACUUACCCAGAAGUCAGCUCUCCCUGUCCUUAGCACCUGGACCACACCUGAAUCACAGGGAAGUAAGACAGAAAGUCCACCUGCAACAGAUGCCAUCAUCCAGCCAGCUGCCCUUGAGGACCUGGAAAUCCUACUCUUAGCUGCUGCUUCCCGCCACGGUGAUAUCAUCGGCCAGGUCUCCCCGGAUCUGACAGCCCCGAGCACCUCCCCAGCUGCUGCCCCGGCCUCAGAACAUGCAUCUUUGCCAUCUGCCCCAGCCAGUGAUGGAGUAGAAGCUUCCUCUCCUGCCUGCCAGGGCCUGGCCAAGGACUUAAGCAGGAGUUCUGACUCUGAAGAAGCAUUCGAGACCCCGGAGUCAACGACCCCUGUGAAAGCUCCACCAGCUCCACCCCCGCCACCCCCCGAAGUCAUUGCAGAAUCUGAAGUCAGCGCACAGCCUCCCCCGGAAGAACCAGGAUGUGGUUCUGAGACGGUCUCUGUCCCCAAUGGCCCCCGUAGCAGCUCGGUGGAAGGCAGCCCUUUCCGUCCUCCGUCACACUCCUUCUCUGCCGUCUUCGAUGAAGACAAGCCGAUAGCCAGCAGCGGGACUUACAACUUAGACUUUGACAGCAUCGAGCUGGUCGAUGAUUUUCAGGCCUUGGAGCCUCGCUGCUCAGACUCUAAGAAUCAGGAAUGCAAAGUGAACACGCGGAGGAAGUCCACGGAUUCGGUCCCCGUCUCUAAGUCCACGUUAUCCCGGUCUCUCAGCCUGCAAGCCAGUGACUUUGAUGGUGCUUCUUGCUCGGGCAGCGCCGAGGCCGUGGCCCCGGCCCCAGAUGCCUACAGCACGGGUUCCAGCAGUGCCUCCAGCACCCUUAAGCGAACUAAAAAACCGAGGCCACCUUCCCUAAAAAAGAAACAGAUCACUAAGAAACCCCCUGAAACCCCCCCAGUGAAAGAGACACAACAAGAGCCAGCUGAAGAAAGUCCCAUCCCCAUUGAGGAGAAUCCAGCGUCCGAGACAAAAACGGAAUCCACUGGGACGGAAGGUUCCAUACCAGCCUUACUGGAGGAGGCUCGUCUCAAACCAGCUGCUGCGUCUGAGGCCAGCUGCCCUCUGGACUCAGAGGGCGCAGAAGGGGCCGUCCCUCCAGCUCCUGGAAGUGGCAGAGUGCAGAACUCACCCCCCGUUGGAAGGAAAACAUUGCCUCUUGCCACGGCCCCAGAGGCAGUGGAGGUGACCCCAUCAGAUAGUGGGGGACAGGAGGACUCCCCAGCCAAAGGGCUCUCGGUGAGGCUGGAGUUUGACUAUUCUGAGGACAAGGGUAGUUGGGAGACCCAGCAGGAAAACCCCCCUCCUACCAAAAAGAUAGGCAAAAAGCCAGUUGCCAAAAUGCCCCUAAGGAGGCCAAAGAUGAAAAAAACACCCGAGAAACUCGACAACACUCCUGCCUCGCCUACCAGAUCCCCCGCUGAACCCAAUGACAUCCCUAUUGCUAAAGGUACCUACACCUUUGAUAUUGACAAGUGGGAUGACCCCAAUUUUAACCCUUUCUCUUCCACCUCAAAAAUGCAGGAGUCUCCCAAACUCCCCCAACAGUCAUACAACUUUGACCCAGACGCCUGUGAUGAGUCCACUGACCCCUUUAAGACGUCCUCUAAGACCCCCAGCUCACCUUCUAAAUCCCCAGCCUCCUUUGAGAUCCCAGCCAGUGCUAUCGAAGCCAAUGGAGUGGACGGGGAUGGGCUAAACAAGCCCGCCAAGAAGAAGAAGACGCCCCUAAAGACUGACACAUUUAGGGUGAAAAAGUCUCCAAAAAGGUCUCCUCUCUCUGAUCCACCUUCUCAGGACCCCACUCCAGCAGCUACACCAGAAACGCCGCCAGUGAUCUCCGCCGUGGUCCACGCAACUGAUGAGGAGAAGCUGGCGGUCACCAGCCAGAAGUGGACGUGCAUGACGGUGGAUCUGGAGGCUGACAAACAGGACUACCCACAGCCCUCCGACCUGUCCACCUUCGUAAACGAGACCAAAUUCAGUUCGCCCACGGAGGAGUUGGAUUACAGAAACUCCUAUGAAAUUGAAUAUAUGGAGAAAAUUGGCUCCUCCUUACCUCAGGACGAUGACGCCCCGAAGAAGCAAGCCUUGUACCUUAUGUUCGACACUUCUCAGGAGAGCCCGGUCAAGUCUCCUCCCGUCCGGAUGUCAGAGUCCCCGACGCCGUGUUCAGGGUCAAGUUUUGAGGAGACUGAAGCCCUUGUGAACGCUGGGGCAAAGAUCCAGCAUCCUGUGGCACGAGGGCUGGCCCCCAACCAAGACCCGCACUUGCAGGUGUCAGAGAAAUCUUCCCAGAAAGAGCUGGAGGCCAUGGCCUUGGGCACUGCUUCAGACACCAUUGAAAUUACAGCUCCUGAGGGCUCCUUUGCCUCUGCUGACGCCCUCCUCAGCAGGCUGGCUCAUCCAGCCUCUCUCUGUGGUGCGCUUGACUAUCUGGAGCCCGACUUAGCAGAAAAGAACCCCCCAGUAUUUGCUCAGAAACUUCAGGAGGAGCUAGAGUUCGCCAUCAUGCGGAUAGAAGCCCUGAAGCUGGCCAGGCAGAUUGCCCUGGCUGCCCGCAGCCGCCAGGACGUCAAGAGAGAGGCUGCUCACCCCACAGAUGUCUCCAUCUCCAAAACAGCCUUGUACUCCCGCAUCGGGACCACCGAGGUGGAGAAACCCGCAGGCCUUCUGUUCCAGCAGCCGGACCUGGACUCCGCACUCCAAAUUGCCCGAGCAGAGAUCAUAACCAAGGAGAGAGAGGUCUCAGAGUGGAAAGAUAAAUAUGAAGAAAGCAGACGGGAAGUGAUGGAAAUGAGGAAAAUAGUGGCCGAGUAUGAGAAGACCAUCGCCCAGAUGAUAGAGGAUGAACAGAGGGAGAAGUCAGUCUCCCACCAAACGGUCCAGCAGCUGGUCCUGGAGAAGGAGCAAGCCCUGGCUGACCUGAACUCCGUGGAGAAGUCUCUGGCCGAUCUCUUCAGGAGAUACGAGAAGAUGAAAGAGGUCCUGGAGGGCUUCCGCAAGAAUGAAGAGGUGCUGAAGAAGUGUGCACAGGAGUACCUGUCCCGAGUGAGGAAGGAGGAGCAGAGGUACCAGGCCCUGAAGGUGCAUGCGGAGGAGAAGCUGGACAGGGCCAACGCCGAGAUUGCCCAGGUCCGGGGUAAGGCCCAGCAGGAGCAGGCUGCCUACCAGGCCAGCCUGCGGAAGGAGCAGCUGCGAGUGGAUGCUCUGGAAAGAACACUGGAGCAGAAGAAUAAAGAGAUAGAAGAACUCACCAAGAUUUGUGAUGAACUGAUUGCCAAAAUGGGGAAAAGCUAACUUUGAACCAAACGUCUGGCCUUGACCGUUGCGUGCAAUAUGACCGUCAGCACACUGCUGUCCCCCGGUUACGCGGACAGGUUCUGUUUUCACUUUCCGUAUGCACUACUGUAUUUCCUUUCUAAAUAAAGUUGAUCUGAUUGUAUGCAGUACUAAGGAGACUAUCAGAAUUUCUUGCUAUUGGUUUGCAUUUUCCUAGUAUAAUUCAUAGCAAGUUGACCUCAGAGUUCCUGUAUCAGGGAGAUUGUCUGAUUCUCUAACAAAAGACACAUUGCUGACCUUGGCCUUGCCCUUGUCCCCGAGUUCCCAGGGUGAGCAGCUUUUGGAUUUCAUAUGAACAUGUACAGCUUGCACAGGGACUCUCGCCUUAAGGAGUGUAAACUUGAUCUGCAUUUACUGAUUUGUUAAAAAAAAAAAAAAAAGAAAAUGCAUGUUUCAAAUAAGAUUCUCUAUUGUAAAUAAAUUUUUUUCUUUGGAUCUUG